CGUUAUACGAUUAAAAUAAAUAUAUGAAAACGUUGUAAUAUUACUAUCAUUUAAAAGGCAUCGCGUGUAGAAGAAUUUGUAGAAAAAAAUAAAUGAAUAAACAUUCUCAAGAAGGAAUAUCGCAAAAUGGCUAAGCAAAUGUUUAUAAUAUUAUCUAUGCUUUGGUAUAAAGUGUUUCGCUACGAGUUCGAAGUAACGGUUUCACGCUUGAGAUGCACAAGGCUGUAGAGAGGUUUUUACCAGCUGUAGAAGAGAACUUUAACGCGAGGAAUAUAUGACGAGAGUCAAUUAUCGCAGCCAUAUACGUUAUUUAAGUGUGUGCACACGUCUAUACACAGUUCAAAAAGCGAAAGGACUAUUGACCAAAGGAAAAAACAAGACCAACGAUUGCUUCGUGACGAUUGCCCUCGGCAAGGAAAAGUACCAGACGUCGGUGAAAGAGAAGGCUUCCAAGGACGUGGAAUGGCAUGAGGAAUGCGAAUUAGCCAUACCAGAACACGGAAACACCGCGGAAAUCGUCCUCACGGCAUUGCACCGUAACUUCCUUGGCGUAGAUGAAUUUCUCGGCACGAUUAGCAUUCCCUUGUCGAGUUUCGAUGUUUAUGAGAGACCCAAGAAUAGAUGGUAUACGUUGUGCAGUAAGCCAGGAAAAGAAAAUACAAAAGACAGAGGCGAGCUUGAAGUAAGAAUUGGUUUUAUAGUGAAGGCUGGUAGUUUAACUGAUCUUACGAGAAAGGAAAGACACAAAAGUUCUCUAGGGCAAUUGUCGACUGCGGCUCAGUCAAUUGGAGGAAGUUUGUUGAGUAUAGGUAGUAUCGAGAAACGUAAGGGAUUAAAGAAGUUGGCCAAGUCUAUAGGUAAUCGAGUUAAAGGAAAGAGCAAAAAUAGAUUAGAUAAAGAGAAUUUGGAUGAGAGAGAAGAAGAUCAUGGAUUUCGAAGGACUAGACAAGAACCCGGAGAAGCCGAUCCUGGUGUCAUCAGUGAGGACGAGGAUGAAUUUACGUUCGACGAUCUGUCUCACAAGAGUUCGGCCUCAUCGUUGAAUGCACCGGUCGCUAGUGUAAAUGGUGCGAAGAAAAGCAAUAGCGUGACCUCGGUCGAAUCCGCUGGUUCCUCUGGUCGAAAUAAUGUCGGUCAAGAAAUACAGCAAACGGCACCGAUGAUGAUUAACGUGGCACCCAAUAAGCCACCACGUUUUGCCACAAGUUUCUCGACCACGUCUCUGUCCAAAAUCGAUGAUCAAAAAGACGAAUGGGGUCUGAAACUUUACGGGAAGCAACCUAGUGCUUCCAAGAGAUGGGAAAAUAACAAGCUGAGUAAUCCAAAGAUUUUGAUAGAUGAGGCAAAGGACGAACGAUCGGAUCGAUCGCCAGCACCCUCGCCAUCACCAACAUCCAGAUUUAGAGAUACUCCAGAACCUCCGAGUCCAGCUCCGCGAGAAAUAAUUCAAAUUAAGAACAACAAAGAGGAAAAGCCUUCUUUAAUCAAAGAUAAAUUUUCCAAGGAAGAUAAAUUGAAGGAUAAGAGAGAGGAAAAGUUCCUUACGCGGAGUCCAAGGGAAGAGAAAAUAUCAAAGAAAGAUAAAAAAAAGGAAAAGGAGAAUAAAACCAAAGAAAUGAACGAGGAGAAUCAUCCUUCAUCCUCGGAAAGGAUCAUAAUAGGUGGGGAAGACGCGUUUAAGGGUGAACAAGUAUCGAAACAUCGACUACCCCAUGAAGUUAUUUCCCAAUUUGACGGAAAAUCUAGAGAAGAUUUGAUAGAACUGACGUUACAACUUCAAGCAGAAAUAGCAGACAAAAAGAAACGUAUGGUCGAUUUGGAAGAUUACAUUGAUUCUUUGUUGUUACGAGUCAUCGAGUGUUCACCACGUUUAUUGCAAAAUCCAUUUCAAACACAAAGACGUUUAUCGUCUCCUGGACAUCAGUGAAAAUUCACGCGUGUUCUUCUAAUCGAACUGAUAUUAUUCUUGUUAAAUAAUUUCAUUUUAUUCCCAAUGCCGAAGCUCCUUAUUAUUAUUAUUAU
This is a messenger RNA of Polistes dominula (European paper wasp), 2022 nucleotides long. It is a transcript of the gene Rip11, whose product is annotated as Rab11 interacting protein. Gene Ontology annotation, molecular function: small GTPase binding. The record is from RefSeq and is a predicted model, not a curated record. NCBI's taxonomy places the organism in Eukaryota, Metazoa, Arthropoda, Insecta, Hymenoptera, Vespidae. Gene Ontology annotation, cellular component: intracellular membrane-bounded organelle. Gene Ontology annotation, biological process: regulated exocytosis.